UCAGCGUUAGCCAGCGGUUAGCAUCUGGCGGCACUGAAAUGUAACUAAUAUUUUUCAAGAAAAAGGAGGGACUUUCAUGUAUUUGCGAGUCACGAUGACGAGUGCGGGACCAGCGAUGGAGCCGUGGAUCAAGCCACAGCUCCGAUCUGCAGGAGACUGAUUCUUGAUUUACAGUUUAAGUACACUAACAAGUACAAGACGUCGGCAUCAUGGGAAGGAUCAGCUUCUCGUGCCUUUUCCCAGCACCGUGGCAUUUCAGCCUCUCGUCCCAGGUUCUUCCUCGGCUCCUGGUACCUUCCCUCAGACAGCUGCUCUUCAUCGGCCUGGUGCUCUGCCUCAUAGGACUGCUCUACCUGCUGCUUGUCACUGGAAAGGGGCACGCCAGAUGGAUCAGAGAGGAAAAUCACUUCCACAGGCACUUGGCAAAGGUGAAUGAUGUGGAUGCAGCAGAUACAAGCAACCCCAACCUGAACUACGGCCUGGUGGUGGACUGUGGCAGCAGUGGCUCCAGGGUAUUUGUGUACUGCUGGCCCCGGCAUAACGGUAAUCCCCGUGAACUGCUGGACAUUCGGCAAAUGAGAGAUCAACACCGCAAGCCGGUGGUCAUGAAGAUCAAACCAGGUAUCUCUGAAUUGGCUAAAACACCUGAGAAAGCCAGUGAUUAUAUCUAUCCACUUCUGAGCUUUGCGUCCGAACACAUUCCCAAAAAUAAGCACCAAGAAACUCCCUUGUACAUCCUGUGCACCGCCGGAAUGAGAAUCCUUCCUGAAAGUCAACAAGAAGCACUUCUUGAGGAUCUGAGAACUGACAUCCCCGUCCACUUCAACUUCCUCUUCUCCGAUUCCCAUGUGGAAGUGAUUUCUGGAAAACAGGAAGGUGUCUAUGCAUGGAUUGGAAUAAACUUUGUCCUCGGAAGGUUCAACCAUGUGCACAAUGAUGACAAAGCUGUCGUGGAGGUUCAUGUCCCAGGCAGCGAUCAGCAGGAGGCGCUGAUGAGGAAAAGGACUGCCGGUGUCCUGGACAUGGGCGGCGUCUCCACACAGAUCGCAUACGAAGUGCCCAAAACUGUAAGCUUUGCUUCUCCACAGCAGGUUAUUAUCCACAACCAAUUCUGUUUUUGUGCCGUCUUUGGUUUUUGUCACUCACCCUUUGUUCUUCUCCCUCCUGUCAACCGUUGUCAUUCCCUGGUUAAACCCUCUGUGCACCAUGUUUGUCCCGUGGAGAUGGUCUGCUCUCCAUUCAUCACUAUUGAAGGCAUACUGUAAGCCUGCUGCAUGACUCCAUAGCAGGAUUUUUGGACUGAAACCAUUGAGUCAUAGACGUAGUGACCAUCAAAUGCAAUGGAGGUUGCCCGUGUUAAGAUCUUUGGUUUGUGUUGUUCGUGAUUUACGUACUUAAGCAGGUUUGCUAUACACUCGUUGUCCUUUUUCUCUCUCAUUGGGCCUCAUUCACCAAUAUACUCCGACGAUUUUUUCCUUAAAUUUGUUCUUUAGAAGGUUUUUUAGGAAAAGUCAGUUCCAUGAUGUGAUCUUUAACCACAGAAAUAUUUGUAUCUUAUAAAAAUGGAGCAAGAGACUCAAUCAUGUAGAUGUGAGUCACUGCUGGCGGAUCAGUCAGCUCGAGUGGUUGAACUGCGAGACGUCCAGUAAAGUCCAAGUUGUCUGGUUGUGAAGAGAUGAGCGGCUUCCCAUACGGGAGCAACACUGUUAAAGGUGGACGUGAAGGAGGAUAAAUCAAUUAUUCAGAUAAAAAUACAAUGCAUACCUUUUACCAUGUCAAUUACAUUAGUAUCUCAA
This is a messenger RNA of Pseudoliparis swirei, 1796 nucleotides long. Its product is annotated as ectonucleoside triphosphate diphosphohydrolase 4-like. Gene Ontology annotation, cellular component: membrane. Bases 210 to 1265 code for a protein of 351 amino acids. The transcript is spliced from 8 exons. Lineage: Eukaryota; Metazoa; Chordata; Actinopteri; Perciformes; Liparidae. Gene Ontology annotation, molecular function: nucleoside diphosphate phosphatase activity. Gene Ontology annotation, biological process: nucleoside diphosphate catabolic process. The record is from RefSeq and is a predicted model, not a curated record.